Messenger RNA from Mytilus trossulus (common blue mussel), 3557 nucleotides. RefSeq names its product antiviral innate immune response receptor RIG-I-like. Gene Ontology annotation, molecular function: ATP binding; DNA binding; hydrolase activity. The coding region runs from base 956 to 3514 and encodes 852 amino acids. The record is from RefSeq and is a predicted model, not a curated record. Gene Ontology annotation, cellular component: cytoplasm. The transcript has 14 exons. NCBI's taxonomy places the organism in Eukaryota, Metazoa, Mollusca, Bivalvia, Mytilida, Mytilidae.
AUAUAAAUAUGCAUGGCUGCGUGAAUCGUCUAGUUACCAACCAUAUAAAUAACUAUUUUUACUGGACCUAACACUUACUCGAAACAGGACGGAUUGGCUCGAUUUGAGAUACCAAAUGACUUCGUCUUAUUCCAUGCUUUGAACAAUAAUACUUUAACCAAUGAUGAAACAGAAGGAUUAAGAAUCAACAAUAAUUUAAGUAACAAUGGAUUUUAUCGAUCUAUUGUAAUGUUUUCUGACUUGAAGUUUUAGAGCGCAUUUCUGUACCUGUUGUUGCCGAAUAAUUAGGAAAAAUAUGAAAAUAUAUUUAACUUUUUGUUUGAAUGUAAAUACUUUAGUCAUAUCAGUUGUCAAAUAUACACGUAUUUGAAAUAGUGUCUUUUUGUCUAAGUAUUCGUAAAAUUAUACCGCACACACAUAUAUAAUUGGAAUGGCUGCAUCUAGUAACUCUGGUGGUUCGCACAAAGCUAACUUUGCUCGCAUUGGGCAUGCUUCACAGCAUAUAAUGUCAAAUAUUUUGCAAGAACUUUUGGCAAGUUAUGAACCUCCGGGUAGUAUCGGUAGCAAAAUAAAUAAAUGUCGCAAUUUAAGAAACAUCUUGAAAGUUGGAGACUGGAGAAAGAUAAACGAUGCAGUACAUAAUGGAUAUACUGAUUUUGAUAUACCACUAAUUUAUGCUAUUUUGCGAAAUCUCUAUGAUCCUAAAAUUCGUCCAUCAAAAAAUUAGAAUCACCCCAAUGAUCCAGAGCCGCAUGAGAAACUACUAGGAGAUGACCUUGAAAGAUGUAGAAGAAGUCGUAAUUUAAUCUUGCAUAGAGGAAAUGCAUUUGUAUCUGAUAAAGACUUGGAUGCCAUUUUCAGUGAAUUUGAAUCUAUAGCGAGCAGGUUAGAAACAGAACUGAAUAAACAACCAAACGAAUUCGUCUCUGAAUUAAAAAAAUUAAGAACAUGUUGCAUGGAUGAAGACACAGAGAAGAUGUACUUAGACAAUCUUCGAAAUCUUAUGGAGAAAGAGAAAAAUGCUCUUGAAUCCAUCCAAUCUUUAGAAGAACAAGGAACCAAAACCGAAGAGCGCAUGUCCAAUGUUGAGCAAGACUUGCAAUCACUUAUAGAUACAGUGCAGUCUUUGAAUAUAUCUAAUGAUGAGAGCCUUGUGUUUCGGGAACCUUUGGAAGACAAAACUUGUUUCGAAGGUGAAACAAUCAGCCUAGAAUGUGUAAUAGAAGGCGGGAAGAAACCAAGCAAAUGGUACAAAGGAGAUUAUGCAGCACGCGUAUUAUCAGAUAAUAUUCGGGAUGAAUCUAAAGACCAAACUUAUAAACUGACCAUUCUACAUGCUACAAGAGAAGAUACAGGAGUUUACACUAUAUUGAUUGGGAAUGAAAGAAAAGAUGUUCAAUUGAACGUUAUCGAAAGACCACCCUCGUUAGUCGAACUUCGUCAUUAUCAAAGUGAACUAGCAGAAAUCGCACUGAGAGGAGAAAAUACAAUAAUGUGUGCGGGUACAAAUGCUGGGAAAACGUAUGUGGCUUUCCAUGUGAUAGAGGGUCAUUUGUUAAAAAAUCCAAGAGGAAAAGUUGUGUUCAUAAAUAAGACAAACGUUUUACUUGGACAGCAGUACAAAAGAGCAUGUGAUGCUUUUACAACUCUCCACUUUCAGGGUAAAAUAAAAAUAUGGAAAGCUGAUGAAGACGACAGUGAGAAUUUCGGAACAGAAAUGGUUAAUGCCAGGUUGAUAUUUUUGACUCCAAAAUCCCUAUGCAACCACCUCAUUGAAACAGCAGCGAAUAAAGUGUCAAUAGAUAUUUUUACUUUGAUCGUUCUUGACGAAUGUCAUCAUACACAUGAUAAAAGUGUGUACAACGAAUUGAUGUCAUAUUAUAGAAUAGCAAAAUAUGGGGAAAAGACGCAUCGACUUCCACAGAUACUUGGACUAACAGCAUCACCAGGUACAAACAAGGCCAAAGAUUUGUCAGCAGCAAAAGAUCAUUUGAGGAAAGUAAUGGCAAAUUUAGAUGUUACUAAAUUGUCUGUUGUUCAGCGCCAUAGAGAAGAACUACUUCAAUAUACGUCUAUUCCAGAAAAGGUUCCCAUUGCAUCAACGACCCGAAAACUCGAUCCUUUGAAGGAUAUACUACUCGGGGCAAUGGAGUAUGUUGAAAAUAAACUGAACUCUCGAAUUGUUUCAAACUUUUUGACUGAAAAUCUACUCAAUAAUAGGGACUUAUAUGAGGCAUUAGGUAAUCCACCAGUACAAAGAAUGGAUGUACGGUACGUACAGUGGAUCAGUGAAACCAAAGAGAAAGUGGAGCAUGUAUUACAUAAAGAUACAAAAGUACCACGAUUGCUUCACGCAUGUCUUAGACAUCUAGAGCUUUAUACAGAAUGUCUAGAAAUUAAUUCAUUGCUUGAAAUUGAUCAAGUUCGUGAAAUUGUCAUGCAACGAUAUGCAGACGAAUCUUUUGCAAGUCAGAAUGCUAAUACCAUUGAAGAAACAGAAAUCGUAUCCAAGCUACGAGACGUGUUUGCUGAACUUCGAGAAAUUGGAAGAAACAUCGAAGGCAAUCCUGAUGUUAAAAAUGUUAUUGAAAGGAUCGAAAACGAAUACCAACUACUUAAGGAAGAGUCAAGAUUUAUUAUAUUUGUAAAAGCCAGAGCAACUGCAAAAGCCUUAGCAGAAAGACUACCUAGCUAUCUACGUAGUACCCACCUUACUGGUUCACAUAAAUCUGUAGAGGAAGCAGGUCUUCCUGCGCACGAACAGAUAGAAGUAUUAGAGAAGUUUAAAAAUGGCGACCAUCUGUGCAUUGUUGCGACAUCAGUAGGAUGUGAGGGUCUUGAUGUGCCGCAAUGUAAUGUGAUGAUCCGAUACAGAUUCAGUGCAGAUGAAAUUAGCAGCUUACAAAUGCGAGGACGAGUACGCAAAAAAGAAGGACGGGAGGUUAUAGUUGGCACUUCACAGGAAUUUGAGACUGAAAAGAAAAACAUCCAGAGACAAUAUCUAAUGACACAAGCCAUAGACGAAGUUUCCAAACUUAAUAUCACCAGAGAUAUAGCCAUAGCAGAGAAAAAGAUAUAUGAAAUUGAAGAAAUCGAAAGAAGGACUGCAAAUAUGAAGCUGAACAAAAAAAGAAAAGGGCUAUUUACUAUCAAUUGUAAAUACUGUGGCGUUGUCAUAAUCGAUGGCGAUUCGAUGCGCCAAGUAAAUGAGAAAUUAUUCCUCGUGUGUGACAGAUCAAUGUUAGCCAGAGUUGAUAGGAGGCAAAUACCUAAAAAGAAACAAAGGGAAUUUGAUGGAUGUAAGAAGCUAGGUAAAGCGUUCGGGCUAGAGUGUGGACAUAACUGGGGUUCAAUAGUUAUCUACAAUGAGUGUGAAUUUGUGGCGUUGUCACAAGACUAUAUCAAAAUAUUUGACUGUCAAGCAGACUCAUUCAUAAACUGUGAAAAAUGGUAUGAUCUGAAAUUUAGAAUAGAAGAAAUUUCUGAUGAAGACUUCAUGAAUUACAAUAGAUAGUUUGAUCCAACCAGUAUUUUAUUGAAGAGGUGCAAAUCUAAAA